Molecule: messenger RNA, 757 nt
Organism: Camponotus floridanus (Florida carpenter ant)
Lineage: Eukaryota; Metazoa; Arthropoda; Insecta; Hymenoptera; Formicidae
Exons: 2
Coding region: 151-747 (198 amino acids)
Biological process (GO): proteolysis
Molecular function (GO): metallocarboxypeptidase activity; zinc ion binding
Source: RefSeq, a predicted model, not a curated record
AAAAUUCCAAGAAAAUAAUUUGUCAUCGAUCAUAAGGAUACAUUUUAAGUGUGUUUUUUAUGUUAAAUGUGUUAAUUAUUUCUUUAUCUUGAUCGUAUCUUUUUUUUUAUUUCUUAUUCGAGUGGAUUCAAAUUCAACCGUGAAUGAAAAAUGCGGAUGCUAAAAAUAAUGUUUUUUUGGUCGUUCUGCCUAUCGGUUUGUCAUGGAUAUCGUUUGCUCGGACUCUUCCCCUUUCAUGGUAAAAGUCACUUCGUCAUGUUUGAGCAAUUAAUGAAGGGCUUGGCCAGGAAGGGACAUCAGAUCGACGUAAUUAGUACCUUUCCAUUGAAAAAACCUUAUCCGAAUUACACCGAUAUUGUAAAACUUACACCGCCUCACGUAUUUGUUAACAAUGUAUCGUAUGAAUUUAUGCAAGUUUUGUUCAGUGCGAAUCCGGUGUAUACUAUAGCAACAUUGACAGGCAAUGAUAUUUGCAAACAUUUAGAAAAUCCGGCGAUACAAGAGUUGGCUCGUAAUCCACCGAAAGAUCCACCUUAUGACGCGGUACUUAUGGAAGUUUUUGGUGCUCAAUGUUUCGCAAUCUUUCCGUAUUUAUGGGAUGUUCCAUUGAUCGCGGUCAGUACAACGGCACUGUUCCCAUGGCUACCUCCAUUGAUUGCUCAACCAGAAAACCUGGCUUUCGUGCCGAACAAUAAAAAUAAUGCCAUAUUCUUUUUUCUUGUUUCAUUUUUAGUAAGAAUUGAUUAAUUUUAUUAAG